Messenger RNA from Thamnophis elegans (Western terrestrial garter snake), 22557 nucleotides. It is a transcript of the gene SYNE2, whose product is annotated as spectrin repeat containing nuclear envelope protein 2. Bases 403 to 20724 code for a protein of 6773 amino acids. NCBI's taxonomy places the organism in Eukaryota, Metazoa, Chordata, Lepidosauria, Squamata, Natricidae. The transcript has 115 exons. Gene Ontology annotation, molecular function: protein binding. The record is from RefSeq and is a predicted model, not a curated record. Gene Ontology annotation, cellular component: membrane.
GCCUGGCGGGCCGUCGGCCAAGGAGAGGGAGGGCGAGGCAGGGAGCCGCAAUCUCCGCUUCCGACAUCCGAAACGGUCACUGUAACGGCAGGAGCCGGAGACAGAUACGCGCCGGGCCCGGCGGCUUUGGGGCGGAGUUUGCGCUCCCGAGGGAACGGCGAGGGCGUCGAAGACCAAAGCCCCAUCCUGCGAGGAGGGAGACGGAUCCAAGCGGGGCCGCCCAGAGACCUUUCCCCUCUCCGUCUUUUCCUAGCUCCCUCCCCUUUCCAAGCCCAUCGUCCAUCUCCCGUCCCCGUCCCCCUUCAGCUCAUCUGGAGCGUCUGCAGAUCGCAGCAGGCGCGCCGAAAAGUUUCCAUCUUCCAGUUUGAAAUGAAUUUACAGUGAUUGCAUGCCCAUAAAAGCAUGGAACCUCUUAAAACUUCAUUGGUAUCAGAAGAACAAUCUUCUACAGAGAUUGAUGAUCGUCAUUAUUCAUUACAAGCUGAGCAAGAGGAUAUUCAAAAAAGAACUUUCACAAGCUGGGUGAACUCACAGCUAGAAAAGCAUCCAUCACCUUCUCUUAUCUUGGACUUGUAUUCAGACAUUGGGAAGGGACAUGUGCUUUUGGAUCUGCUGGAGGUCCUUUCCGGACAACAAUUGCCACGUGAAAAGGGAUCGAACACUUUCCAGCGCAGAAGCAACAUUGAAAAUGCCUUAACCUUCCUGAAGAAUAGAUCACUCAAACUUAUAAACAUCCAUGUUGCUGAUAUCAUAGAAGGAAAACCAUCCAUCGUGCUUGGUCUCAUAUGGAUCAUUAUAUUGCAUUUUCAUAUUGAAGAAUUAGCCAAGGCGCUUUCUUGUGGAUACAGCCAUUCAUCUGUGGACACUGUGGAUUUAUCACCAGCAGCAAGCCCAACAGCUAGAACUAACGUCAAAGCAAAGGAACGAUGGAAGAUAUCAGCGAAGAAGGCUGUCCUGCUGUGGGCUAAGGAGCAGUGUGACAAGCAUGGGUCUAUCAGCGUUGCAGAUUUCAAAUCCAGUUGGAGAAAUGGAUUGGCUUUCUUAGCCAUCAUUCAUGCAUUAAGGCCAGGCUUGGUUGAUAUGGAGAAAGCAAAAGAGAGAUCAAACAAGGAGAAUCUGAGAGAGGCAUUUCAAAUAGCAGAGAAGGAACUCAGCAUACCCCGGCUACUUCAACCUGAAGAUGUUGACGUCACCAGUCCAGAUGAAAAAUCCAUCAUGACUUAUGUGGCUCAGUUUCUCCAGUAUUUUAAAAGUGUACCUGUGGCUGAAGAUAGAAUGCAGGGAAAAAUCAAAGAGACCUUGAGCUGGCUCAGUGCACAGGAAUGCAAGUUAACAAAGUUGCUGACUGAGCUAGAGAAUGCAUCUUUCUACAGGAAAUUUGAAGCAAUGCUAUCAUUUACAGAAGCAUUUAAUGAAGAAAAAAAAGCCUUCAUUCCCAUUCUGGAAUCUAAAAGAAAAGGGUCAGAGUUGAAUGACGAUUACUUGGAGAUGAAGGAAGCAUGGGACAACCUAUCGCAUCAGAUGAAUGAAUGGAAAGCAAAGCUGGACAAUAUGUUACCUCCACCUCUGGAUGCCACUGAGGCUUGGCUGAAAGAAACAGAGCAGCAUCUGGCACACAAUCUACCCAUUUCUCAAGAUCCUUUGAAAGCAACAGCUGCCCUUGAAGAAAAAUUAAGAGCUGUACAGAAUUUGAUGGAAAGUUUUCAACAGCAUUUGGAAACCCUUCAGUCCUUUGACAAUAGAGAUAAUGCUGGAAUGCUGGUAGUUCCACCUCAGAAGCUGGAAGACAUGAGAAAAAGGUUCAGCAAAGUUCAACUUGAAAAUUUCAGCAUUAUUGUGGAAUACUACUGCUCAUCCAGCUCAGCUAUCUUCAACGAACUGACAUCUAAGUUGAACAUCUGGAACAUCAAGUUUGGAACCAAGGAGACUGUGGAGUUAUUGCUAUUGGAUUGGCAUAAUUUUAUUGAAGAAAAAGGUUUUCUUGGUCAACUAGACACUGCAUUACAAGUAUGUGAAGCACAGAAGAAAAAAUGGAUAAAGGCUCCUAAUUUGGAAAUUGAUCCAGAAGAAACAGUCAAAUUGUUUAAGAUGAUAGAAGUUCAGAUUUCCAAAUGCAGAGAGUACAUUAACAGUGUGAACGAUACCUUAAAAAAAGUUUUAUCGUCUUGGGCCAACUAUACGGAGAACAUCCAGUUGCUAAAACUUUGGCUGGAAGAGACUCGAAAAGACCAUCUUAAGAAGAUCUCCCCAGAAACUUUGGCAGCCUGGAAUUCACGACAUGGUUCCUUGAAUGAAGCUGGAAACUUUUUGAUUGAAUCCAGCAAUGCAGAAGUGGGAUCAGCUGUUUCUGGAGAAUUGAAAAAAUUGAACAGAAAAUGGGCUAAGCUUAUAAAGAAGACAAAGUUUGAAAUGAAAAUGUUGAGGAUGCAAGAGGAAGAAAUGGUGUUGGUAACAGAUAACAAUGGAAAUGUUGAGACUUCUAAGAAAUUAAAUCCAGAUGUAUUUAAUAAUCCAGUGGAACCUUCAAAGGAGUUUCCUAAAGUGUGCUUUGAAAAGUCAGAGAUUGUUCCUCUUAGCCUUCAGACAGAUCCAUGUACACCAGAUGAGUUCUUUUCAGAAGACGAGGACAAGCUAAACUUUGAAAAAGCUCACAAAGAACUUGAAACAAUCGUUCUAAAAGCUGUGCAUCUUGUAGACCAAAAGACAAUUUCUGAAGAACCACAUUCAAAAUAUGAAGAGGCUUUUAGCAUCUUGGAUACUAACAUUCUUAGCAAGUUUUUGAAAGCAGCAAAACAACUGAAAAGCAUUUUAUCAGCUCAUGAAAAGGCACUGGUGGAGGAAAGGAGCAAAGAUGUUUGUGAGAGAUGGGAGGCUGCUCGCUGUGAAAUCAUGUCUUAUAUUCACCUGAAAUUGAAAAUUGAAAGGGAGAAGUUCAAUAAGACUUUUUCAAAUCUCAAUAAGCAGAUAAAUAAAGAGAAGAAACUGCUCAAUGCUGGGAAAACCAAAGGACUUAUUGAGGAGCACGAGGCCUUCUUUUCUCAGCAAGGUGGCCUGGGUGAGCUUAACACUUGCUUACAAGCUUUGAAAGCAAUGAGUGAUAAAAUAACCAAAGUGGAAAAGGAGUCCAAAAUAAAGCUGCCAAUUGCCGAAUAUGAGCAAAAGAAAAAAGAACUUCAAAAAUGCGCAGCAACCAUUUACAACGAGCUGGUAUCUAGGACUGGCGAUGACCAUUCACCUGAGAAAGGAGAGUUUACACCUGUGUUAGUCAAUGAAGAGAGGGUAUCAUCUCAGAAUCCUGAAGCUGAAAAGGAUUCAGAAGAUGUUUCUUGUAUACAUUUGGAACCAGAAAAGGAGUUUCAAAACGGCAGACACCAGGCAGAAAAGUUGGAAAGUGAUAGAGACUUGGCUUUAAAAAAAUUAAAAGAAAGCUAUGACACAGCAAGACAUAAUCUGAAGCUCCACCUAAAGAGCAUCAGGGAGACGAUAACUCCCUCUUUAACUGAUGAUGUGAGAAACAUUUCUUCCCUUCAGAAGAAAUUGCAAACACUGGAAGCUUUAGAUAGUAAAGGUGAUUCUUCCUGGAAACCUUUUGAUUCUGUGGCUUCACAGUUAGUGAAGUUCUCAUGUGAGAUGGACUUGGAGGAUUUGCACAAAGAAUGGGAUGAGCUGCAGUUUGCUUUAGAUAAAAGGAUGGAAUCUUUAAAGGCUGCUUUGGCCCUUGUUACGCCAAUUGAAAAUGAAUGGGUCUUACUCUGCAAAUCAGAAGAACAGCUUUGUAAAAGAGACAUUCCACGUUAUGUGAUGAGUAAAACUGAUCUUCUGUACAAGAAAGUGAAGAAAAUUCAGGCAUCUAUAUCAAAUUGUAUUGAACAAUGCAACAGCCAAGAACAAAAAAGCCCUGUAGGAUGGACAAUUGACCAAAGAGAUCGGCAGGCCAUUGGUUUAAUGAUCAGCGAGUAUAAAAUACGGUUAGAAAAACUGAGUCAAAAGAUACAAGCCAUUGAAACAGUUUUACAAGAUUUUGAAAGUUUUCUGGCUUCCUUGAGAUAUAUUCAAUGUUCUAUGGAUGCUUCUACAUCGCUGAGCUGGUCUCCACAGUCAAUGGAGGAGGUUUCUCACAUGGAGAAAGAAGCCAAAUCUCUAGAUGAGAAAUUUAAGCAGCUUCAUAUCUAUUUGGUAGAGGCUGAAAGCGGUAAAAAGAUGAGCUGUGAAGAGCUGGUAGCAGAUUUACUUGUAAAAGAAUGCCCCUCUAUUGGUUCUGAAGCAACUCAGAAUCAAAAGACUGAAGAAUUUUCCUCGAGGAAUAAUGAGCUACUUAAAAAUCUUCAGGAUAUAUAUGAUUCAAUCAGUGGGAUAGGCUUGAGGGACCCAACAAUUCCUGCUAUUUCACAAAGGUUGAAGUUGCUUGAUGAACUGUGGAAGAAGUUGGAUCGCUGUGCUCCAGAAAUGAAAGCCUUGAAUGAGAUUAGUCAAUUUUCCCAGUUGCCAAAAGCCCAGGAGAAUGAAGUCAGUCAGCAGUGGGGAUUUACCCAGGGCCUAUGGAAGAAGACUAAACUUGCCAUUACUGAAAAGCGUGACUACUGUAAAAGCACAAUGGAUCUCUUGAAGCAAUAUCAAAGCUGCAAAACCUAUUUGACUAGCAUUAUUCUGAAGCAAGAGAAUGCCCUAUCACAGCAAGCCUCUUACAUGGGAAAAGAAAACCUGCAGAAGAUAAUUGCUAAGGUCAACAUGGCAAAGGAGGAAUUUAACAGUUGCUCUGAAGAUGUUGAUAGAUUAAACCAAAUGUGCAAAAAUCUUCAGUCUCAAGUGAACAAAAUGAAGAGUUUUGAGGAGCCCCCAUUUGAGAAUGAGGCUAAUGCUAUAGUGGACCGAUGGCUGGAUAUCAAUGAGCGGACUGAAAGCUAUUGUGAAAACAUGGAAAAAGCUCUGGCUUUAUGGGACAGGCUUCUUAACAUAUCCAGUUUGAUUGAUGAAUGGUCAGAUACAGUUCAGAAGAACUUAGAAGAUGGGAACGUGACUGAAAAGGAAUUGGAAGAAUUGGAGGCUGAUGUCCUAUUCCAAGAAAAAAAGUUAGAGGAAUUUGAUACACAGGUGGAUGAAAUUCAGAAUCUUCUUAACAGCACUGAACCCCCACUUGAACUACAGGUUAUUAAAUCUUCUCUUUUGAACAAAAUGGAGUUAAUAAGAAAGCAUUUACCAAAUAAGUCAGAACCCACCAAAGUCAAUGGCAGUACAACAGAGCUGAAAGGAGACCUUGAUCUUGCCAAGACUCAAAUUGGAAUGACAGAAUCUCUUCUGGAAGCUUUAUCUCCAUCUGAUCCUUUGGAGAUUUUUACAAAAUUGGAGGAAAUACAUCAGAAGAUUCUUCAUCAAAAACAACACGUCAAAUUGCUUCAGAAAGGGACAGGCUAUCUGAACCCUGAUGUUAUUGAAUUAAAGAAGCAGCUGACAAGUAUCACUGACUUAUUUAAUUCAAAAAAACAAAUAUUUCAGGAUCACUUUACAACUCUCUUGAACUAUCAAUGUAAGAAUUUUGAUGAUUGGUUCAGCAAUGUCCAGAUCUCUCUGGAAGAGUGUUUUGGCUCCUUUGAAACAAAAGAGAUGGUGGAAAAGAAAAUCCAUCAACUAAUGAGUUUCCUAAAUUUUGAAGACAAAGGCAGUGAUAUUGAUGGGGUGAAGACUGUUCUGAACCAGGUGAAAAACUAUUUGCCCAAACAAAAUGUCCAUCAGUUGAGUAACUGGGUGAGGGACCAAGAAGUGGAAUUGCAAAGAGUAAUUUCCAAAUGUCAGGCACAAAAAAUUGAGCUUCACUACUUUCUUCAAGAGUUUGCUAGGCUUGAAAAGGACUUUAAGAGUCUGCAGAAGUGGCUAAGGACUCAAGAAGAAAAAUGGCAACAAGUUCAAAAAGAGAAGACAGAACUUGAACAUUUUUAUCAAAAUCUACUCAAAAAAAGGGAGCGGUUUGAUUCUUUUGAUUGCCGGGCAAAUUAUUUGAAAAACUCAGGAUUUUUCAUUGAUGAAGCAGUUCUAGAAUCUGCCCAGUUUGUCAGUAAAUACAAGAGGUUGGUUAAUCAUGUACAGAAAACACUUGGAGUUUCUGAGAUGUAUUGUGUAGAAAGAAAGCACUUUGAAGAACUUGUCAGGAACAUGUUUUGCUGGGUGGAAAUUAUAAAAAAGCCUGUCUUGGAGAUGAGUGCUGAAGAAUCUGAGAUAUCAGUGGAAGAAAGAUUGCUCAAAAUCCAGGAGAUUGCUUUGUUGAAAGAGGAGGGCAGUGCUAAAUUGCAAACUAUCAUAGCUGUUGGAAAACAUUUGAAAUGUGACGAUAAGAGCAAGAACUUAGCUCUUGAGCAGAUAGUUUCUGAUGUCCAAAAGAAGUGGGACUCCACUGUUCAUCUGGUUAUUGGCUGUCUGAGGGAUCAGGAACAACUCCAGCAUCAAAUGGAACAAGUGAAGCAGACAGAAGAUGCCAUCAAAGCGCUGUUUUAUGAAGUGGAGAAGCAAGGAUUAAAUGUUGAUAUUCAUCCCAAUUCACAACAAGUGCAAAGUCAGUUAAACAAUUAUUCUGCACUUCUGAAAGAAAUUGAAGGCCUAACACUUCUCUUAAAUGAACUAACAAAGCAACGCAGUUCUUUGGAGACAUGCACUAAUAGCUUCAGUGCAGAAUCAUUGAUGACUUUACAGCAUCUCUACAAAUGUCUUCUUUGCCGAUUACAGCAUGCAACGAAGCUCUUGGAAGGCUGUGUUGAGGGACACCAGCAGUGUGAAGAGUUGACUACACUUUUGAUGACUUCUCUAGAGGAACUGCGGGAGCCUGUGGGUACAGAGCAAAAUCAGGUACAGUAUAAUAUUCUUUGUCAAGUUGAAGACAGACUACAGGAUGUUGUUGCUCUAAUGGACUCCAUCAGUUUGGAACAGACUUGUAUGAAGGAUGAGAUAGAUGCACCCCAAAUUAAGCCGAAGCAUCUUAAAACUAAAUACGGACUUCAGCAUGAGACUGAGGACAUCCACAUUGAUAUACUCAAACAGAAAAAAGAGAUGGAUAAUGAAACAACAAACAGAGAGAAACUGGAAAAUUCCUUCAGAGUGAAAAAUCAGCUGGAUAGAGAAGCUCCAGAUUUCUUUCCAGAAUGGUUGACACGUAAAGUGCAAUUACCAAGCUCCUUAGCACUUGUAUCUGAGGAGAGAGCAGCUGCAGUUACUGAGGAAUUGAAAGGCAAUUUGAUGGAAGCCCACAAUUUCCAAAGUUCAGCAAGCCAGUGUGCAAAGCAGCAGCAGAAAUCAGAGCAAAUACUGGCGGAUGAUUAUCCCAAUGAAACUCCGCAACAGCAGCAUGGCUAUCAAAAGAAAUUGCAAGCAACAUAUGCCUGGUCAGAAAUGCCUCAAACCAUUUUGCCAUUAAUGAAUGGAAAGGUAAUGGAGGCUGACCCUACUCCUUUGUCCAUUAUACAUCCAUCUCCGGAAAGCAAGGGUUAUCUUGAAGACCAAACAAUUGUUGAGUAUGCAGAGCUGGAACAAAAGAUCAACAAAGUGAAAAUUUGGACUGCAGAGUUAGAUAUUGUAUUAAUGAAAGAUCAACUGAGAGAGAUAGAGGAUUUGUGUCUGCAGCUAGAAAAGAAGAAAGCUCAAGCUUUGUCAGUGUGGCCAGAACACUCAGUGGUGGCAGAAGGAAGUCAGCCAAACCACAAGGACGCCCACAGGGUGACCUCUUCCAGUUGGGACAGACUCCUGCAAGAAUUAAUGACUGCUAAAGAGGCCAAGCAGAAUCAGUUUAAUUUAGUCAAUCGCUACCAUGAAUGUCUUGCUACUGUUCAGUCUUCAAUGAAACAUUUAUUAGCAGAAAAAGAAAACAUAUAUACAAGGGGACCUGUAGAAGACACAGUUCUUCUAGAGAAUUUGAACAAAUUGUUGGCUUCUCUACAAAAAGAAAAUAGUCUUUUAGACAAGCUGAGAUCUGAACAAGAAAAUCUAUCUAGACAACUAUCCACUCUGGACAGAGAAUUAGUACAAAGCCAGGUGGAUCAAGCAGAGCAGUGGUGGAAACAAAUGCGGGACUGUCUUCAAAAGAAACAGUUCUGUGUAGCGGCAGAAGUGGGCGAGUUUAAGCUUUUCAUGGACAAAGCACAGGAACUCCAAAUAUGUUUGCAACAGCAACAUGAUUUGCAAACAGGCCUGAGUGCUCCUGGUACAGAAGAGUGUCCCGGCCCUAUCUUGAUUCCUUUAGAACUGCGCAUCCUUAAGCGAAACAUUUCUUUGUUAAAAAGAAAUGCAGAUGUACAGAUGAAAAGAAUGUGGAGCAGUCCAGGAAAAAUAGCCUUAGAGAACACAAUAAAUGAUCUUCAGAGCCAGGUAGAAGAAUUGGAGCAAAUGACCCCUAAAGAGAAUGUCCAGAUAACUGGCGGUCAUCCCCAGACCUAUGAAAUAACGAAAGAGAUAGAAGAUGCCAUUUUGGGGAACAAAAUUUUAAUGCACCAUCUUGAUGAGAGGGCAGCACUCUUUCCAGAUGAUCUCCUCUCACAAAUUAAACGUUGCAAGGCUGUAAUCAGUGAUGCUAAAGAAAAAGAGCCAACUUUUAUAAGGCUAGCAGAUGAAGCCCAGCAUGUUGCUUCUCACAUGCCAUCCAAGGAGGAUUCUGCACUUAGCAUCCUUUCAGAUGAGUUGCAAACUGGUUACCAAUUACUUAUUUUGAAAUCAUCUCAAAAGUUACAGCAGCUGGAAUCUCAGCUUGGAAAAAGAGAAAAACUUUUUGCAAAUAUAGAGAAAUUUGAAGCACAACUUCAGAAGAUCAUGGCAGCAUCUAGCUUAGAUAUUGAUAAAACAAAUAUAAAGUCUGAGUUUGACCACAUGCAGAAUCUUUUAGAAGAGACUCCCAAGAAGAUCCAAGAGAUGGAAGCCCUUGUAGAUGCAAACUGCAGCGAUUCAUCUGAAGGACUAAAUGCUUUUGAACAGCUGUUUUUAAAUGAUUGUUUGAGAAGUCUGAGAAGUAGAGCACAGAGGGUCCAUAGGGUAAUUCAAAUUAAGGGUCGCUUAGUACAACACAAAAUGGGUGCCUAUAAAAAAUUCUCAGAAGAGAUAAGGGCCUUACAGCAGGAUCUUAGCAAUCUUCAUUUUGAUGAGCUGGAACUAAAUCCAGAAGAGUCACUGUCUAAGAAUCAAAUGAUAAAAGAUAAACUGAAUAUGUUUAAAGAGAGAACUUCCGCCAUCCAGUCACAUUUGUCAUACCUGGACCAAUACCAGGAGAUCUGGAAAUGGCUGGAUCCGAAGUGGGAUACAUCACCACUUGAUGAACUGAAAGAUCAGUUCUGCAAAGCAAAGGAUAACCUUGACAAGAGAGGUCAAUGUCUGAAGAAUUUUUUUGCAGAAUAUGAUAGGCAUCAAAUAGUCCUAAGUGAGAUUGAGGCUAUAGUAUCUAGCAUUCAGAAAGACUGUGGUGACUUGGAAGAUCUUACCAGUUCUACUCCUGAAGCCAAUCUGUUAUCAGGAAAAAAAUUGAUAUGGAGAGUUGAACAUGCCAAAUAUAUAACUCAAGAAGCAUUCAAGCUCUUCAAGAAAAAUAAGUCAUUUAGUGCCUCUCUCAAAAAGUCCAGCAUGAAGCAGAUAAAGACCUUAGAGACAAAAAUAGAUGGGCUGGAACAAAUGAUCUGUUCUAUCAUAGUAGCUAAUCAAGAAAUAUGCAAGCACAAACAAGGUUUCCAGAAGAAGAUGGGCCUCAGUUUAAGGACUUUAAAGCAAAUUCAGUCUGAGCUCCAGCAGCCUGUCCUACUUGACUUGAAAAUUCAAAUGAUUCCCUAUGAAAUGAUGUAUUGCAAAGUCCUUAAAGGUGCUAUAGAGGCAGAAAUUCAUGCUGCAGAAGAUAUAAUAACUAAAGAGAAAUCAUCUACAAAACAAACAUUUCUUCAUUCUGAGAGUUUAGAUAAAGAAAUAGAGGAAUUCCAAAAUCUGAAAAUACAACUGAAAACAGACUUUGCUAUACACACAGAAGCUUUAGAUGAAGCUUUUAAAAUGGUGAAGCUUUACAAUAAAGCUGUCGAAAAAUCUGCAGAUCUCCUCAGUCAGUGUGAAGCAUUUCUUUCUACUCCACUCCUUGAUUUACUUAAACUAGAAGAAUCUCAUCUUGACUUUGCCAAGAAACAAGAAGACUCCGAGUCUGCAAAGGCUGAAGUAGAAGCAUUAACCGGUACUCUGAAAAAGUCAAUUAAAUCAAAAGCCAAACUGCAGGUGGAGAAAGUACUUGAUGAUCUAACUGCUAGGAAUGUCACAAUAAAAGAGCAGACCCAAAAGAGAAAAUCUUACAUACAGAGGUAUAUGGAAAAAUAUCAAAGUUUCAAAAACUCCAAAGAGAGGAUAUGUGUUGAGCUUAACAAUGCAGAAAAAGUGCUUUGGAAGUGUUUAUACUACAUUCCAGUAUCUUACAAAGAAUCUUUAGAGCAUUCAGAACAAAACAAGAUGCUGUUGUCCCAAUUACUAUCAACCAAAGAGGAGCUAAUGAAGUUAAGGCGAGAUUCACAGUCUCUAAGCUUGAUGUGCAAAGAAAAUGAUGGCGUGUUAAUUGUACCCAUUGUAUCAAUGUUGUGGCUGAAGUGGCUCUGUUUGUUCAAUAUCGCAAAAGAACGGGAAGGCAAAUGUGAAGAACAGAACCAAGAAUGGAAAUCUGUCAGUGAAGAAUUGGAACGAGAAACAAUUAUUCUAGACAGUCUUCAAGAAGAGCUGCCUGAGAGCCUCCAAGACAAACAGCAAGCAACCAAAGAAGAACUGGAAGAAUUUCUGGAAUCCACAAACAAUUAUAUAGAAAAUGUGGAUACUGAGAAAUUGUUGCUACGCUUAAUACUCUGCCGAUUAAGGGACAUUCUGAGUGUCCCUGGGAGUUUGUCUGGAAAGGAAAGCCUUCCUAUUGUCUGCGAAAUUCAAAACAUGCAGCAACGAACAGAAGAGCUCUGUCAAAAGGCUGAAACAGAAAAAGAGGCUGUGCAGUCUGAGAUGAUAUACCGGACCAAAAGCAGUGAAGAAUUGAAAGCUAUGAAGACUUCAUUUCAGGACAUCAUAUCCCAACUCCGUGACAUAGAUUUGGAAACCCCCAAUGAAAAGGCAUUGAAACUUGAGGGGAUUCAGAGAGUAGUUGACAGCAAGAAGCAAAUCGUAGACAACUUACAAAUCAAGUUCACUGAAAUAUAUAGAAUAGUUCCAGUUGGUAUUGAAGAGCAUUUGGAAGACUGCAAGAGAAUGUUACAUGACCUGGAAGAAAAGGUCAGCACAGAAUUCCUGAAAAAUUCCCCUCACUACAGGACAGAGAAAAAAAUAGAAGACAUUAACAAAGGUUUGCAAGCUGUUGAAAGCAUGUUACAUCAAAAGAGCGAGAACAUUGAAAAAGCAAAAGAAGUUCAGAAGAGAACCUGGGAUUUGCUAGAUCUUUGGCAUUAUAAAAUGAAUGAACUGGAUUCAGAGGUUCAAGAUAUAGUGGAGCAAGAUCCCCACCAGGCUCAAGAAUUGAUGGAUCGAUGGAUGAUACCUGUGCAACAAUACCAACAUGUUUCGCAGCAUGCUGAGCGUAGAACUUCAGACUUGAACAGGGCUGCUAGCAAGUUGGAAGAAUGCGAUGAGCUCUUGAAAAGCAUUCAGGUUUGGCUUGAAAAUACCAGCCGCCUAUUAACAGAGGAAGUGAAAAGUGACUCUGCAAAAACUUUGAAUAAACAUACCAGUGCGCUUGAGAUGGCAUUGGAAGAUUCAGAACAAAAGCAAAGUAUUCUUAGUGCAAUUUCCCCAGAACUGAAAGAAUUGUCCCCUUUAAUUGAAACUGACAGUACGGUGCAGGAAUUGACAGAAGUAAAUGAGCAAGUUAAAGCCUUACAGCAAAAGAUAAUGGAAAUUCUUCCAUGUAUCCAGCACUUGGCUGAUGAUGUUGAAGCUAUUGAAUCUGAAGUGAAAACAAUGGAGAAGGAUAUAGAAAAAAUAAAGACUAUAUUGUUCCCCUCUGAAGACACACUUGAUUUUUCUCCUAAGGAGCAUCUUAAACAUUGUAAGGUUAUAUUGGCCCACAUCUGCCCCAUGAAGAAGGCUUUGGCUGAAAUGCAAUCCUAUAAAGCAAAAUUGAGAUUGACUGACAUGAGAAUGCAACCUCUUUCAGUAUUCCAAAGAACUAAACAGCUUUUGAAAGAGCUGAAGGUUCUAGAAAGACUCACAGAGAAACAGAACACUCUACUUGAGCCAAUUGUAAAAGAGAUGGAAGAAUUCGAGCAACAAAUUGAAUUCCUAAAGCAAAGCCAAUUCCCAAAGAGUACUUUAGAUGAAUUGUCCACGGAAAAUCUGUGGCCUGUUCAAGACUCCACUUUCCUCAAGGAUGAGGAGGUGGAAAAAGUAAAGCAACAGAUUGCCCUAUUAUGCCAACAGAAAGAGGAUAUUCUAACAGCUAUGAAGAAUGCCUUGGUGGAACUUCAUCAGAAUCAAGAACCACCAGAAGCUGAGGACAGUGACGUAGAAUCACCAGAGGAAAAUGGAAGUGCUGUUGAGUUGCAGUCCAAAAAGCGAGGCUCCCUGGCUUUUCUACCUUCCUUGGUUGAGGAAGCAGAAGACAGUUCAUUCCACAAUGAAGAGAUGGAUACAAAGGACAUGUCCAGUGGAGAUCCUCCCACCAAGGGCAAACCUUCCAGCCAACUCACCAACCCUCCCGAGUGCUUAUGGAGAUCACUGAGCAACACAAAGGCAACCGAGGACACGGUUAAGUCUGACUCCGAGCCGGCUCAGGUCCUCCAUGUGUGCCAGGCUCAGAUUGCUGAGUUGGAGCUGUGGCUCGAUCAAGUGAAAGAGUCUCUAGGAUCAGAAGCCCAGAUCUGUCAAAUGCAGCAGUCGGUGGAGCAGCAUCUAGCUGCAUGCCAGGUGAUGUUAACAGAAAUUGAACAGAAAGUCGUGUGGCUAUUGGAGGAGUGCAAAAGCACGUCCACUACCAAUAGCUCAGGCCUCGAACAAGAAACAGAGAACCUUUCCUUGAACCUUAAAAACGUGAAGUGCAAGUUGGAAAAAGUCCAGCGCAUGCUCCAAGGGAAAUACACAGAAGAGCAGGUGAGCACUAAUGAAGAGGCCUCGGUCAACUUCCCACAGCCACUUCAUUUGGAUUCCUCUAGUUCAUUUCCACAUGGGAUCUCAGAGAGACCAAAUGGUUUUCAGCAUAAACAGGAAUUGCUGCUAAAGCUGUCUGAGCAAGACAAUCUCAUUGACUUCCUAGAAGUGUACAUGGAGAAAAUUCAACCUCAACCUAAACCCAACACAGUUCUGGAAUUGCAAACAAGCAAUGAGACAGUCAGCUCAGGAAACGAGCCUCUUGGUUUGACUCCAAAGGACCAAACGGGUGAUAAGUGGCAAUAUUUACAAGAAGAACUGCUGCUCAAGAAGAAUGCUCCUCAUUGUCAAUUGGAUGAACUUCAGAUCUCUACCAAAAUAAAUAUUCUGUCCCUUGGUGCUACAUCGAGUGUGAGAACUCCGACCGUUGAGGAGCUAAAAACAUACACAGCACAGCUUGACAAUCUAAGCCAGGAAGCUUCUACUCAGGAAAAUGAAACAGGAGAAAAUGCAUUAAGUUUGGAUGGGAAACUCUUAGAGUUGUUUCUGGCAAUCAGCCACUGCCUGAACAACAUGGAGCAGAUGUUGGGCACCUGUGUACUCUCCAGUGAAGAAGCUCCUGUACAGCAAGUGCUUUAUGAGACUCUCUCUGCAGAACUACAGAAACUUCACACAGAUAUUGGAGAUAAGAAAGAUGAUCUUCUGAAGGCCAUCACCUCUGCCAGUGGGAAUUCUGAGAGAUUCUCCCAGUGUUUUAGCAACUUGCAGGCAUGGCUCCAAUUGACACAAACAGCUGCUGCCUCUAGAAGCGAGUCUAUGAAAACGGAAAUGGACCAUUACAUCAAUUAUCAGAAUGAAAUCAGGCACUUGUAUGAUGCAUUGAUUGAGAAAAAAUCCUCAUUGCAACAGUUUUUCAGUGAAAUGAGUGGGCAUAAUAUUUCUAAGCAAUUCCAGCAGAUGGAUAUCUUUGAAUUGGAAUUGCAAAAUUUCGAGACACAGGCAGCUAAACUAAGAGAUCGUGGAGAAAGAGUUCAUUUGCCAGUUGCUGUAACCCACGAUGUGAAUAAACUAGAGGAGGUGUUGGAUGACCUCUGGGAGUUCCUAAGAGUCAAACAGAAGGAACUAAGUUCUUCAUUGAUUAAGGAACAUCAGUGUGAAACUUUGUUACAAGGUUUUGCGGAGCUCAUAGAUCUUGGGGAAAAGAAACUUGUUUCAAAGCUGAAAAUUACCAGUCGGUCUGAUUUAGAAUUACAUUUGGAAAACCAUAAGAGCUUUUUCUGUAAACUGAACGGCCAUAUGCUUCUUGUACAAAAAGUGGCAGCUUCAAUAUUACAAAACAGGGAGAAAUACUGGAAGGAUAUGGUAGAGAAGAUCAAAUCAUUGGAAGAACAGGCUAUUCAACAAGGAACCCAUUGGGAAAAGGUUUUACAGGACUGGAUAGCAUUUGAUGAGAACUACGUUUCAUUCUGCCAAAAGCUGGAGGCUCUUUCACCCACAGUGCCUUUUGUGGCUUUAGUGGAAGAGACAGAAGAAAGAGUAAUGGAAAGGACUCAGCUCCUCCAGGAAAUCCAAAAGAACAUUGAAGGGGAACAGGCUAGAUAUUAUCUAAUAGUGAAAGAAGGAAAGAAUUUGACAGAACUUCUGAGUUGCCCAGAAUUGCAAUCCAAGAUUGAGAAGCUAGAACAUCAAUGGGCAUCUUUUUCCCAAAGAGUUGACCAUGAACUACAAAGGCUUGAGACAUUGCACAAACUCUUGUCCAGUUACAACAAAGACUCAAAGGAGCUCAAUGUCUGGUUGAAAUCUGCUCAGCAAAAUGUGAACUAUUGGAAGGAGCAGUCUCUCAAUGCAUCUCAGGACCAGAAUACUGUCAGGAACCAUAUUCAGAGUUUGCUUGAAUUCUCUAAAGAAGUCGAUGAUAAAUCUUCUUUGAAAUCUUCUGUCAUAAGUACUGGAAAUCAGCUGUUGCUUAUUAAGGAAUCUGAUGAUGCAAAGUUCCGCUCAGCUUUGGCAGACUAUGAGCAGAGAUGGAAUGACCUGGUUGUUCAAUUACCAGGCAUCCAAGAGAAGUUUCACCAGCUCCAGAUGGCAAAAUUGUCAUCUUAUGAAGCCAUCACAGAACUGAAUGCCUGGAUGAAUUGCAUAGAUCAGCAAAGAAGAGAUGAGGUUGCAAUUAAUUUGCAAAGUUCUGCCAGCUUGAAAGACCUUCUUAGGAGGUACAAGGAUUAUGUGAUGGAAAUGAACUUUAAACAAUGGAUAGUUGAUUAUGUGAACCAGUCACUACUACAGUUGACACCUUGCGAUGUUGAAAGCAAGCGUUACGAGAGGACGUCAUUUGCAGAAUGUCUCGGGGAAUUGAAUAUGAAUUGGCACCAUUUGCAAGGGACUCUGAAUGAAAAGAUAAAGGAGUUGGAGCACAUUUUGGAAUCUGUUGUUAAAAAUGAAAACAAAGUACAAUCUUUGGGCAGCUGGCUAGAAGCACAAAGCAGAAGGCUAAAACAUUUGAAGAAUCCAGCAAGUUCUAUUCUUGCACAGGGCACAUUAAAAGACUGCAAGGUGAUAGAAAAUCAGCUUGCUGUGAAGUCUAAGGAAGUGGAUCUACUUAAAAACAACCUCACAGCUUUAAAGGAUUGUGCUGAUGCUGCCAAGAAAGUAGGGUUCACAACCACCGAUUUGGCUGAAAUGAGAACUAGCAUUAUCAAUCAGGUUGCCCAGCUGAAGUCUUCUACAGAGUCUGCUUUAGAGUGCUGGAAGAGUUAUGAUGAAGCCUGGGAUGAUAUCAGGCUGUUGCUUGCAAAUACUGUGUAUUGCCUGGAGCAUAGCAAGAACCCUUUCAUUACAAUGAAGUCACUGAAAAAGCAAGUGGAAGAUCUCCAGUCUCUUCAAGAUAAAACGGAGGGAAACAAAGAAAUCUGGGCUAGACUCCAGACUGCUGUUGAUAACCUGAAGAAAGUGUGUGAUCCCUCAUUCUCAGAGAUUAUUGAACAAAAACACGAAGAGGCACGCACAAGGUGGAUAUUGACAAACAAAAAUAUUGAAGAGAAGCUACAGAAAGCUCGUGCGCAUUUGCACUUGUGGGAAUUCUAUACAGAGGUUUCAGCCAAACUAAACAAAUAUGAAGAACAGUAUGAUUCCCAGUUGAUGCCUGAUACACUUUCAAGCUGCACAAUGGAUUUUCUUAAGGAGAAGGCAGAGAAUAUAAAAAAACUGCAACUUGGCCUUCAAGACAUCAAAGAAUAUUAUCUUCAAGCUUCUGAAUCAGGGGAUAGUAUAACUCAGUUGGCUGAACCAGAAACACAGAGCCUUCUUCAACAGAAAGCCCAGCCACUUCAAAGGAUCUCCUCUCUGGAAAAGAUGCUACAGAUGAAAGCAGAUGUUUAUCAAUAUGGUCUUUUACAACUGGAGAAUUUUGGGAAUUCCUUGGAAAAACUGGAAAAUCAUGUUAAAGAUUCCACAGAAAUACUGGACAAUUUAUGUGAAAACAAUACAAAUUUGGAACUCUUCAUGAGCCAGUUACUGAGUCUCACAUCUUUGUCUCCUGAAAUGGAGAGAUUGAAUGAAGUCAGCUUUCAAUUGCCACUCUGUGACUUCACUGUAAAGAGAUUACAAAACCUUAAUCGGCAGUGGACUCAGAAAACCGCUCUAGUUCUGGAGCAAUGCAGUAAACUGCAGAGGCAUCAAUCUGAUGACAAGAAAUUUCUUCAGAAAUGUCAGAAUUGGGUGCAGUUUCUAGAGAAAAUGAAAGAGAGCCUGAAAGAGAACUUGGCGGAUACACUUGAGAAGCUGCAAGAACAGCAGAAAGAAUAUGAGAUAUUACAAACAGAGAUUUCCAUUAAUCAGCAAAUUUUCAGUUGUCUUGGGUCAAAAGCUCUGAAUAUGUUGGAAUUGGGAGAAGCAGAAAACAGAACUGAGUUUAUCUCCAGGCUCACUCUGCUGAAGGAUCAGUGGCAGAGUGCAGUGCGGAUGGCUCAUCGGAAGAAGAGUGACAUUGACAGCCUUGUAAAGCAGUGGCAAAAAUUCACAACCUUACUGCAAGAUCUCACAAAAUUCCUCAUGGACACGAAUAGCUACAUAGCUGCCGUGAAGAGCCAGGAGAAGUAUCCCUUGGAUCAAAUUAGGAACCUGAAUCACAAGUUGAAGUAUAAGGAAAUACUUCAAAAGAGGUGGCAAACCAGAUAUUCUUUAAUCUUGGAUAUUGGGGAAAAUUUACUUGGCAUGGUUGCCCCUGAAGCAAAGGCUGCCAUGCAGCUGGAGAUGAAUAAGUUGCGAACUAAUUGGGACAACACACAACUUCAGCUGGAGAAGAUUACCAAGCAAUUUCAGGGCACCAUACAGACCUGGGAGAACUGUGAAAGGCAAGUGAAGGACUUGGGCCAUGUUUUACUAGAGCUCAAAGGAAGCAUAAACAAACCUCUUCCUAUAGAACAUGACACAUUGCCAGCAACCUUGGAACAAAUAAAGGUACUGGAGAAAUCACUCACCAACUGGAGCCAAAAUGCAAAAGAACUUGAUGCACAAAAGGUGAAACUGGCUCAAUUUAUCCUCCCAGAAAAUGUGAUGCUAUUGAGAGACCAAAUUGAACGUUUGCACAGCCAGUGGGAAGAACUCUGCCUCGGAGUUUCUCUGCACAAGCAAGAUAUUGAGGAACGACUCAAUUCCUGGAUUGUGUUCAAUGAAAAAAAUAAGGAACUGUGUACUUGGCUGAUGCAGAUGGAAGAAAAAGUCCCUCAGUCAGCAGAUAUCAGUAUUGAAGACAUGAUAGAGAAGCUGCAAAAGGAUUACAUGGAGGAAAUCAAUUUGUUUAAUGAAAGUCAACUAGUUCACUUCAAGCAAAUGGGCAAUCAACUGAUCAAGUCUAGCAACCAAAGUAGAGGGGCUGAAAUUGAAGAGAAACUCAACAAAAUUAAUGACCGCUGGCAACACCUCCUUGAUAUCAUCGGAGGAAGAGUGAAGAAGUUGAAAGAUACCUUUGCUUUCAUACAACAGCUGGACAAAAACAUGAGUCAUCUUCAUACAUGGCUGGCACGCAUUGAAUUUGAGCUUUCUAAACCUAUUGUUUAUGACAUCUGUGAUGAUCAAGAAAUACAGAGGAGACUCGCAGAGCAGCAGGACCUGCAACGGGAUAUUGAACAGCACACAGCAGGUGUGGAAUCUGUCUUCAAUAUAUGUGAGAUCUUACUGCAUGAUUCUGAUGCCUGUGCCAAUGAGACCGAAUGUGAUUCAAUCCAGCAGACAACAAGGAGCUUAGAACGGCGGUGGAGAAACAUCUGUGCCAUGUCUAUAGAGAGGCGGAUGAAGAUUGAGGCAACGUGGCGACUAUGGCAAAAGUUUUUGGAAGAUUACUCUCGUUUUGAAGUUUGGUUGAAAACAGCAGAGAAAACUGCAGCUUAUCCUAACUCUUCAGAGAUUUUGUAUGUAACGGCCAAGGAAGAGUUGAAAAAAUUUGAAGCAUUUCAGCGGCAAAUUCAUGAGCGAUUAACCCAGCUAGAAUUAAUCAAUAAGCAAUAUCGGCGGUUGGCCCGUGAGAAUCGCACUGAUUCAGCUAACAAGCUCAAGCAGAUGGUUUAUGAGGGUAAUCACCGAUGGGACAAUCUUCAGAAACGUGUCACAGCAAUUCUCAGGAGACUUAAGCACUUUACCAGUCAAUGGGAGGAAUUUAUGGGAACAAAGGACAACAUCAUCCUGGUGUGGUUAACAGAAAUGGAUCUUCAGCUGACAAAUGUGGAACAUUUCUCCAAGAGUGAUUUCGAUGACAAAAUGCGGCAGCUUAAUGGUUUCCAGAGGGAAAUAAUGCUAAAUACCAGUAAGAUUGAACAGUUGAUUGCUUCUGGAUUACAUCUGAUUAAAAAAAGUGAACCAGAGGAUGCCAUUAUACUUGAAGAGGAACUAGAAGAAUUUUGUAAUUAUUGCCAGGAAGUGUUUGGCCGAGUAGCCCGAUUCCAUCAAAGAUUGACAUCCUGGCAUCCAGGACUGGAAGAUGAAAAAGAGUCUUCGGAGAAUGAAGCUGAUUCAGACCAUGCAAGAGGGAUGCAAACUGAUCCUUGGCCAAAGAAGACAGUUCAGGAGGGGCCACCAUCACAGCAGUCUCUUUGUCACCUCAUACCUACUUCAGGUGGUCCCGAGAGGUCAGGCUGUGAGACGCCUGUCAGCGUUGAUUCCAUUCCACUGGAGUGGGACCACACCGGAGAUGUGGGAGGCUCUUCCUCCCCUGAGGAUGAGGAAGAAGAUUCAUUCUUCAGCGCACUCUCAGAUGUAGAAAUCACUGAACAUCCUGAGGCAUAUCUUAAAAUGACCACAAAAGCUUUGAAAGCAGCUUCUGGGAAAUCUUUUGAAACUCACUUAUGGCAUCCCUCAGAGCACCCAGUUUGCCGAAAGCAUUCAUACAACCAGGAAGAGAUGGUUAGAAGUGUCUUAUCAAGCAACGAAGAUUCCAGCACAUCCUACAAACCAGGCAAUGUGAAACCAUUGAACACUAGGAGUAUGGAUGACAUAAAAGACAUUUCCAGGACCUUGCCUACUAAAGAUUCUCAAGAUAGCCAGGACUUCAUUAGUGUUUCAGCCAUAGAGAAACAGCCAGGGACUAUUGAGAGAUGGGAACUCCUUCAAGUUCAAGACCUAAGCCACAAGCUGAGAAUGAAGCAAACUUGGCAGCAGUGGCAACAGCUGAACGCUGACCUUACCAACAUUGAUAUUUGGCUGGAUAAAAUGGAAGAGGAAAUGGAGGAGUUGCAGGAGGAAGAACCACAACCAGUCAACAGUAUUCAGGCCAUAGAGCAGAGAGUCAAGAAACUGAAGGAUAUGUUUAAAGCCUAUAAUAACUACAAGGCCCUUGUACUGUCUGUUAAUCUGACCAGCAAAGAUUUCAAGCAAACAGAUAGCACUGGAUGCAAGGAACUUCAGAACAGACUUCGAAGGGUAAAUUUACGAUGGGAGAAGGCAAAUAUUUCACUGGAAAACUGGAAGAAGGAUUUACAAAAAGCUCUGAUUCAUUGCCAGGAUUUUCAUGAACAGAAUCAGAAACUGUUGCUGUGGCUGGCUGCUGCGGAGACACGGAGGCACCAAGCACAAGUUAAGGAGCCAAAUGCUGAUCCUCAUAGAAUACAGGAAAGUCGAAAGGAUUUAAUGCAACUGGAAAAAGAGCUUCUGGAACGGCAGCUUCAAGUAAAUACUCUGCAAGAAAUUGCUGCAUUUUUGCUUGUCAAAUCUGACAGAGAAAAAUAUAUUGAGGCUAAUGAGAAGGUCCAUGUUAUUGGGAAGAAGCUUAAACAGCUUCUUGAAGGAGUUUCAUGUGACUUAAAGGUCUCACAAGGAAGUCAGGACGUAAGUGCAUUUCAGGUGAAUGGGGAAGAACUGGAUUCUGGAACCUAUCAUCAAUUAUCAGAGAAAUCUCCUGUUUCUAAAAAUAAGGUUGAUGAAAAGAAGAUCCUGCAGAGAAACACCAGCAGCAAUGUUAGGAUGGAAGAGAACAAAGAGACCAAUUCAUUUGCACCCAAGAAGUAUGCUUUCUUCUGUCGUGUCCUACGAGCAGCAUUACCUUUACAAUUGUUCCUCCUCCUCUUGUUGUUUUUGGCUACCUUGAUCCCUGUCUCAGAAGAAGACUACAGCUGCACUCAAACCAAUAAUUUUGCUCGUUCUUUCUACCCGAUGCUACGAUAUAUUAAUGGACCUCCACCAACUUAAAGACAUUCAAUUUUUUAAUUAAUAUCUUCUAUGGAGUCUUCUUUUUAUGCUGCUAGAGUUUAUCCAGAAUUUCAGUUUCUUGGUAACUUCAACCAGGGCUUAACAAGCACUGAUGAGUAACACUGACAAUAUUAUGUGGAGAUCUCUAUUGCACUCAACGGGAACCAAACCAAGAGGCUUCAGCUCAUCUUCUAAGAACAUGCUAUUGCUUCUCAUCACCAAGAUAAAAAAAUCAGUUAGCAAUUUCAGGACUUGGAUUGGGUGGGUAAGAGCUGUUACUUAGAGCUUUGUACAGGAAAGCUAUUUCUAUAUAUUUUCAAACUAUAAGCAAUGUGCUUUCUACUUUUUGCACAGUGUGAGAUCAAUCAGUGAUCUUCAUGCCAGAAAGAAUCGGUGAACACAGAAUUUACAAGACUGUGUCUUGUUAGCAUUAAAAUAAUUCCUCAAAUCAAAGAUAAAUGCAUAAUCCCCUAGAAAGAUCUACUGCAUAAGCCCAAUAGUAACAGGUAGGAGCUAGAGUUGCACAACAGCAUGGCUGCACUAUUCUGUUUUUCCCCUUUGUUUUGGUGAGUCUUGCAGAGAACUUCCUGGUGGAGUGAACCCAUCAUUUUUAAUGUUAAAAGAAAUGAGAACUCCUUUUUCAGGUGGUACUUUGCAUGCAGGGAGAUCUCUUUCUGUAUUUUGCUAUUUUAGUGGAAAGAUAACUUCGAUUUUUAAAAUAUUUGUUAUACUUUAGAAUUUUAGGAAUCUUACCUAUUCAAGUUCAUGAAUAUGUAUGUUUCCAAGACAGAUUUUUAUAGUACUUAGAUUUGUCUACUUUGUCUGAUGUCUCCUUUUGUACAUUUUUUAUAAAAAGAAAUGAAAAUGCUAUAUGUAGGUAGCCUUUAUUGUUUUUUUAGAUUUUUUUAAAAAGAAAAAAAUAGUGUUGAUUAUCUCACAUACAAACAAAUAAAUUUUGUAGAGAUGCGGCUUUUUAAUCAAAUCCAUUUAUGUUCAAUUUUCUUUGAAUAACGUACAGUAAGUCAGAAAUGAUUUAUGGAAGGGCAAAAUCAUCCCUAUGGCCAAGACAGCAGUAUACUCUAUAUGUGCACAGAGAAUAUGGGGCCUUUAUCUUCUUUCUCUCUUGGUUCUAAGAAUUAGCAUAUGACAUUCCUGGACAAUUCUGAUAAUGAAUUGCAGGAAAUUGCCGAUCCAAAUUAAUGGGAGUCUAGUAGCACUUUUUCUGACUUACAAAAUAAGCUUAUGGGAGCCUAUUUAUGUUAGCCGAAAAGGUGUGACCAAGCUUCUGAUUUUUUGACUACCAUAGAUUAACACAACUCUCCUUCUCUAAUGUCUCCAAUUGGGAAAUUACAGGGAAUUAACAUAAAUAAAAAUAAAAUCCAUACUGGAUCUUGAAUGGGAGAGGAGGAGAGGGAACUAAAUGGAUAAAGGAGAGGCUUGUCUUAUGGAGACCUACAAUGUGCCUUCCAUACAUAGACAACUCCUAUUAGCUUUAACUGACACGCAACAUCGCUUCUUGUCAAAUGUAUCAAUGACUACCAAAGGGAUUUUUGAAUUGAGGAGGUAUCAAGAGAGGGCCAUUGUUUUCUUGUCACUGCUUCAGGGCUUUCUGCAAAUCUCAGCUCAGUCUUUUUUGAAAAUAGAAUGCUGGAUUAGAUGCCUUCCUAACUUUCAAGCGGGUGCUGCCUCAUCAAUGAGAGUAAUCACAUUUAAAAUGAAAUGGAAUUCAACUGAUGGUAAAAAAAAUGAUUUUAUUUAAAUCCAAAUUACACUGCUUCCGUGUACAAUCCAAUCAUGUUUUCCUUAUUAAAAUUCUGCUAAUGUUUGUAGUAA